This is a messenger RNA of Rubroshorea leprosula, 1801 nucleotides long. Lineage: Eukaryota; Viridiplantae; Streptophyta; Magnoliopsida; Malvales; Dipterocarpaceae. The record is from the annotation of a GenBank genome assembly.
AAUUACACAAAAGGUGCAGAUAGAGCAUCCAUGACUGCUAAGGCUUCAAGCCAAGUAGCAAGUACUUUCCUUGGUGGGUUAGUUCAAACGCUUUUACCGCCUCAAGUCUCUCUAAAAUUCCCUUCCAGUACUGCUCCUUUAAUCUAAUUCAACUGCUGACGCUUCCAGGAAGGUGCUGGACUGCUAGGGGCCACCGCACCGACACUAUACUUUACUAUCAUCUUUCACUAUCUGCUCAGACGGCACGCGUUUGUGCACAAAAAGCCUUAAAAAAAGCAAACCAUAGCUCAUCCGCAGCAUUGCAAGCGGCUACCGGACUGUAAUACAGUGGACAAAAUUUCUCAGGAGUCAUUGCUUGGUUUCAAGAAUGGGUGAUGCAAAAUUAGGCCAAUGGCUAAAUCUUCUCGUUUGUGUUCUGAUACUGUUGAAAGCAGAAGGUGGUAGCGUUGGAAUUACUUAUCUAGAAAGCGCCGUCGCAAAAGGAGCUGUUUGCUUGGAUGGAAGCGCGCCGGCUUACCAUUUUGAUAAGGGGUCUGGUUCUGGGGCUAAUAACUGGGUGGUUCACAUGGAGGGAGGAGGAUGGUGCAAUAAUGUGGAGACUUGUUUGGAUCGUAAGACAACUGAUUUAGGCUCGUCAAAGAAAAUGGACAAGUCAUUCGGUUUCUCUGGUAUUCUUGGCAGCAAGCAAAGUUCUAAUCCAGACUUCUUCAAUUGGAAUAGAAUUAAGGUCAGGUACUGUGAUGGAUCAUCUUUUACCGGUGAUGCAUUUGAUCCAGCUAACAAACUUUACUUCAGAGGUGCAAGAGUAUGGCAGGCAAUCAUGGAUGAUCUAAUGGCAAAAGGGAUGAGGAAUGCUCAAAAUGCUAUUCUCUCUGGCUGUUCUGCUGGUGGAUUGGCUUCCAUUCUGAAUUGCGACAGAUUUCGAUCUCUCUUCCCUGCAACUACAAAAGUUAAAUGCAUUGCAGAUGCUGGAUUUUUUCUCAAUGCAAAGGAUGUUUCUGGAGGCUCACAUAUUGGAACCUUUUAUAGUCAAGUUGUUGCAACUCAUGGAUCAGCAAAGAAUUUGCCAGCAUCCUGCACUUCAAGAAUGAGACCAGAAUUGUGUUUCUUCCCUCAGAAUGUAGUACCAUUCAUGCAAACCCCAAUCUUUUUCAUAAAUUCAGGUUAUGACUCCUGGCAGAUUAAGAACAUCUUGGCACCAAGUGCUGCUGAUUCUAAAAAGGAAUGGAAAAACUGCAAGCUUGAUUUCAAAAAAUGCUCAGCUCCUCAGCUCAAGAUAAUUCAAGAUUACAGGACACUAUUUGUCAGUACAAUUACCAAAGCAGCUGGGAGCUCUCCAGCAAGAGGCAUGUGGAUAGACUCUUGUUAUGCUCACUGUCAAUCAGGGAGGCAAGUGACAUGGUCAAGUGACAGUUCUACACUAGUUGCUAAAACAAAAAUUGCAAGCGCUGUUGGGGACUGGUUUCAUGAGAGGGGUGUGGUGCGGAAGAUAGACUGCCCUUAUCCUUGCAACCCUACUUGCCAAAGCUCUGAUUCUGAAUCAAACCUUCCACAGGAUAUAAAUGCUUAGCAGCCCCAAAAAAUGGCAUUAUUAUAACUUAAAAGGAACAAAAGAAUGGUAUUAUGUAAUUUUUAAGUGUGUGAUUUCAUCUAUGAUCCUUAUUUAUUUAUUGAAAGAAUAAAAAUGAAACAAUUGAUGUAUUUUGUAUGAGCAAAAUCAUCAUAGGGUAGUAUCUAGGCCCAGGCCUUAUGUAUUUGAUAACAGCUGAACUUGUAAAAUUAAUUAAUUAACUAAUUUAUA